CGAGAAGCGCCAGAAGAGCUGAUCCUUCGUGCUCAGGAUGAUCGAGGAGGACGCUGCUCUGAGGAACGGCGGCAGGGGGCUCUCCGGCCAGUGGGCAGACGCGGCGGCCCCUCGUCCCCGCACCACCGAGCGACACAUAACGGUGCACAAGCGCCUGGUGAUGGGCUUCGCCGUCUCCAUCCUGGCACUGCUGGUGGUCACCAUGAUCGCUGUGCUGCUCAGCGUGCGCAUCGAGGAGUGCAGCAGCGGCACCGCUUCGGACGGCCCAGGAGGCAGGGCGGGCAACCGAAGUGUCCCGGCGGCACCCGCCGCCGCAGCCCCCGCAGGAAGUGCCCGCCUGAAUCAGCACAGCGCCGGGGAAACCCCUGGAAGUGCAAGGGAAGAGACCGUGGCGUUGGAAGCUGCUAGAGGGGAAGGGGAAGGGGAGGAGGAGGAGGAAGAGUGGCCGAGGCGGCGAGAGCAGCAGCCCUGGACCCAGCUGCGCCUUCCCGGACACCUGCGCCCCCUCCACUACAACCUGAUGCUGAGCGUCUUCAUGGAGAACUUCACCUUCAGCGGCGAGGUCAAUGUGCAAGUCGAGUGUCUCAACGCCACCCGUUACAUCGUUCUCCACGCCCACCGCAUGCACAUCGAAGCAGUCCGCGUGGCUGAGGACCGGCUGGCUGGUGCCUUGAAUGUCUCCGGCUUCUUCCUUUACCCUCAGACCCAGGUCUUCGUGAUAGUCCUCAAUCGGAGCUUAGAGGAGCAGAGAAGUUACAACCUUAAGAUCCUCUACAACGCUCCGAUCGAGAACGAGCUUUUGGGAUUUUUCCGCAGCUCUUACGUCCUCUACGGGGAAAGAAGGUUUCUUGCAGUUACACAGUUUUCUCCUACACAUGCCAGAAAAGCCUUUCCUUGCUUUGAUGAGCCUAUCUACAAGGCCACAUUUAAAAUCAGCAUCAAACAUCAAGCAACUUAUUUAUCUUUGUCCAAUAUGCCAGUGGAAACUUCUGUUUCUGAAGAAGAUGGAUGGGUUACGGAUCACUUUACACAGACUCCACUCAUGUCCACAUAUUAUUUAGCUUGGACUGUUUGCAAUUUUACAUACCGUGAGACUACCACAAACAAUGGUGUUGUAGUACGAUUGUACGCAAGACCUGAUGCCAUUAGAAGAGGAUCCGGAGACUAUGCUCUAAACAUUACACGGAGAUUAAUUGAGUUCUAUGAAGAUUACUUCAAAGUACCCUAUUCCUUGCCAAAAUUAGAUCUGUUAGCUGUGCCUAAGCAUCCUUAUGCUGCAAUGGAGAACUGGGGAUUAAAUGUUUUUGUGGAGCAAAGGAUACUCCUGGAUUCAAGCAUUUCUUCCAUAUCGUAUUUACUGGAUGUCACCAUGGUCAUUGUGCAUGAGCUAUGCCAUCAGUGGUUUGGUGAUCUUGUAACUCCAGUAUGGUGGGAAGAUGUGUGGCUAAAAGAAGGCUUUGCUCACUAUUUUGAAUUUGUUGGAACUGACUAUCUCUAUCCAGGCUGGAAUUUGGAGAAGCAAAGGUUUCUGACUGAUGUCUUACAUGAAGUCAUGUUACUUGAUGGCCUGACAAGUUCUCAUCCCGUGUCACAAGACGUGCAGCAGGCCACAGAUAUUGAUCGAGUCUUUGACUGGAUCGCCUAUAAAAAGGGUGCAGCUUUAAUUCGAAUGCUGGCUAAUUUUAUGGGUCACUCAGUAUUUCAGAUGGGCCUACAAGAUUAUUUAACUAUUCACAAGUAUGGCAAUGCUGCAAGGAAAGACCUAUGGAAUACACUGUCAGAGGCACUUAAGAAGAUUGGGAAAUUUGUGAAUAUCCAAGAGGUAAUGGAUCAGUGGACGCUCCAGAUGGGUUACCCUGUUAUCACUAUCAAGAGAAAUGAAAAUAAAGACAGUAUUAUAGAAAUCUCUCAAGAUCACUUUGUUUAUGACCUUGAUAAAGAUCUCAGUUUGAGAAACAACAGCUACUUGUGGCAGAUUCCAUUAACAAUUGCAGUAGGAAAUACAAGCCACAUCUCACCAGAGACAAUUAUAUGGGUGUCUAACAAAUCAGAACAUCACAGAAUUGCAUAUCUUAAUGGAGGUACUUGGCUGCUUGGAAACAUCAAUCAAGCUGGCUACUUUAGGGUUAACUAUGACAUUAGAAACUGGAGAUUGAUAAUUGACCAACUUAUGAGAAACCAUAAAGUAAUCUCUGUCAGUAAUCGUGCAGGUUUGAUCGAUGAUGCAUUCAAUUUAGCCAGGGCUGGCUAUUUGCCCCAGAAUAUUCCACUUGAAAUUAUUAGAUACCUGUCAAAGGAAAAGGAAUUUCUACCUUGGCAUGCUGCUAGCCGAGCUCUUUAUCCUCUAGAUAAGUUGCUGGACCGCACUGAGAACUACAACAUGUUCAAUGAGUACAUCUUAAGACAAGUUGCUUCAAUGUAUCUAAAGCUGGGAUGGCCAAUGAAUAAUUUGGAGAAAUCUUUGGUUCAAGCUUCCUACCAGCAUGAGGAGUUCCGCCGUGAAGUGAUUAUGCUGGCAUGCAGCUUUGGUAACAAGCAUUGCCACCAGCAGGCUGCAACUCUAAUCUCUGACUGGAUCUCCAGCAAUAGAAACAGAAUACCACCAAAUGUAAGAGAUAUCGUCUACUGCACAGGAGUUUCACUGAUGGAUGAAGAUGUAUGGGAAUUCAUCUGGAUGAAAUUCCACUCAACUACAGCAGUAUCAGAGAAGAAAAUAUUAUUAGAAGCUUUAACUUGUAGUGAUGACAGAAAUUUGUUAAACAGGCUACUUAACCUAUCUCUUAAUUCAGAAGUUGUCCUGGAUCAGGAUGCAAUUGAUGUCAUAAUCCAUGUAGCUAGAAAUCCACAUGGAAGAGAUCUUGCUUGGAAAUUUUUUAGAGAAAAGUGGAAAAUAUUGAAUGCAAGAUAUGGAGAAGCAUUAUUUAUGAAUUCAAAACUGAUAAGUGGAGUCACAGAAUUUCUUAAUACAGAGAGUGAACUGAAUGAGCUAAAGAAAUUUGUAAAGAAUUAUGAGGAGAGAUCUGCUGCCUCUUUCUCUCGAGCUGUGGAAACAGUGGAAGCAAAUGUCCGGUGGCAGAUGAUUUACAAAGAAGAAUUAUUUCAGUGGCUGAGAAAAACACUUGCACACUAAUCUGUGUUUCUGGCAAAGACCUAGUACAAAUUUUGAAAGAGGAGAAGCACAGUGGGAACUUUCAGAAAACUGACCAGAAAUCCAGCAAAGACAAGUUCAAGUUGGAAGGACAAUUAAAUAGAGAUAUAUUAUAUUUUUGCACCAAAUUCCUCAGAACUGUUAAAUGAUUAGGGCACACUGACAAAGAGGAAUGGUCAUGAAUCCCAUCCCUACUAUUCCAUGGCCAAGUGUGAUAUUAAGUGGUGCAUGUAAAUGUUAAUGUCAGUUUUGUUGGAGAAAACCCCUGAGAAUAUUUGUGCAUGGUUUUAUGGUUCCUGCCCGUAUUUCAGCAUGCUUACUUCAGAUGUCCAUGUUUUGUAUGUGAAUUUCUGUUACAUCAAAGAUGGGCAUUAUGCAAAAGCACAAAGACUCUUAUGACAAUCAGUGAUGUAACAACAAGGUAGGAUGGAAAAAAAGACGUUAAACAUACAAAUGAACAUCUCCAUAACUUCUCCACUUUCCAUGGUGCUGGCCAGUUCAAUCAACAUUAAAAUUCCCUUUAAGUUACUCUUUCAAUGCUAAUCCUUUUUUGAAUUGUAAACAGUAAUAUAAAUUACAAUCCAAAGAUUCCUCUUUCUAAAACAAGAAUACAUAUGUAUUUAGAGGCAGAAUAUUUUCACAGUAAAUUAUAAUUUUUAAAAAAUACAUUUAUCCAUUACUCAUCAUCUAUUGAUAGAUGUACUGAUAAGCGAUUUUACAACAGCUAGUUUACAUGUUUGGUGGGGUGGGGGGAGAGUAAAAAAAAUAAGUCUUUUUGUGUGAAAACAUGUGUUUUCAGAAAAAGCAUUCAGUAGAUAUCACAUUGUUCUUUGAUAGUUGCAUAUAUGAUAGAAAAAUUAACUGAGAGAAAGAAAAGAAAACCAGGGGAAAACUGGAAAAUUAUGUAAACUAAAAGAACUUCCUAGGUAAUGUUUAAAUUGUAAGAAACAUCCAUUCCCCGCUACCAUCCUUGUCCGUUAGAGUGUCUUGUUUCUUCAUAGAUACCCAAUUAAAAUCCAAUGAAAUGGAUGACAUUUGAGCAAUUGUGAAAUUUGAAAAAUUUGAAAAAAGAUUAUUUUGUCUAUUUUACUAUUUUUUAAAAUUUAGCUAAGGCAUUUUCUAAUGCAAUUCAAAGGCAUCAAUACAAUUAUUAAAAAUUAUUGCCAUUUAAUAUAAUGGUCUUAUUUGAGAGUACCAUACACUACAUCAGCUUUUCCCCCUUAUUUAGAAUUUCUAUAAAGAUUUAACAAAUAACAAUCUAACUGGA
Messenger RNA from Notechis scutatus (mainland tiger snake), 4415 nucleotides. It is a transcript of the gene TRHDE, whose product is annotated as thyrotropin releasing hormone degrading enzyme. Gene Ontology annotation, molecular function: peptide binding; zinc ion binding; metalloaminopeptidase activity. Gene Ontology annotation, cellular component: cytoplasm; membrane. NCBI's taxonomy places the organism in Eukaryota, Metazoa, Chordata, Lepidosauria, Squamata, Elapidae. Gene Ontology annotation, biological process: peptide catabolic process; proteolysis. The record is from RefSeq and is a predicted model, not a curated record.